Messenger RNA from Exserohilum turcica Et28A, 1701 nucleotides. RefSeq lists its product as uncharacterized. Gene Ontology annotation, molecular function: transcription coregulator activity; RNA polymerase binding. Bases 1 to 1701 code for a protein of 566 amino acids. NCBI's taxonomy places the organism in Eukaryota, Fungi, Ascomycota, Dothideomycetes, Pleosporales, Pleosporaceae. Gene Ontology annotation, cellular component: nucleus. The transcript is spliced from 2 exons. The record is from RefSeq and is a predicted model, not a curated record.
AUGUCGGAUAUACCCGUGCGACCGCCUCCGCCAGCGCCUCCGCUGCCUCCGGGCUGGACAGAACACAAGGCGCCCUCUGGACAUUCCUACUACUACAACAAGGAAACUAAAAAGUCGACGUAUACGCGCCCUGUGGCCCAAGUGCGCCCAUUUCACCAGCCACCGCCGCACACUGCGACCCCAGGUUACGGUGCCAGUUAUGACGCGCAAGCGACACAAGCUACCCUGCAGCCCCAAUCCUCGCUCAACGACUUCAUAUUCGCAAGCGCGCCAAAACAGUUUCCCCGCCAUGGCGGAGCGCAGCAGUCAAGAGGUGGGCAGGGUGGAAUGCGCGGAGGACAUGGCAACUUCAACGACAGACGACGAGAGCGUGACGACCGGCCCAAGCACCGCCAAGAUAUCCCCAAUUGCGCGCCGUGGGUGCUGGUGAGGACCAAGUUUGGACGGCGCUUUGUGUGGAACAAGGAGACCAACGAGAGCUUCUGGAAAUUCCCGCCCAACGUCAUGUCCGCCGUGAUUGAAUUCAACCGCAAGGAGCGCGAGCGCAAGGAACGCCGGGAGCGUGGCGAGCCAAGCGACGUGGAGGAAGAGGAUCCUGCCAUGGCCGAGAUCGAAGCGGAACUAGCAGCCGCCGAGGAGGAGGUCGAGAUUGUUGAGGUGGACGGCGACGCGGACAUGGAGAACGACGAGGAAUACGAGGAGGUCGAAGUGACAGACGAUGAGGGCGAUCCAGGCAAUGCAUCAAAGCGGCAGCGCACCGAGGAGCCCAGCGGAGACCAGCCGCGAGAAAUGGGCGAAGACGACCUCGCAUGGCAGUUGGCGCAAAUGGAAGAGAUGGAAAUGGAUCAGGGCUAUGACGAGCAGUACGACGACGAGGAGCCUGCCUUGUCCGAAGAGGACUGUAAGGCGCUGUUCAAGGAGCUGUUGGACGAUUUAGGCGUAAACCCCUACACUCCCUGGCACAAGAUUCUCGACGAGGGUAUACUAUACGACGAUGAGCGCUACAAAGCCCUUCCAACCAUGUCUGCACGCAAGGAUUGUUUCAACGAGUGGGCCCGAGACAAGGCACAGGUUCUCAAGGAAGAAAAGGCAAAGCAAGCCAAGCGCGACCCCCGAAUACCGUACCUGGCUUUCCUGGACCAGCACGCAACACCAAAGCUCUACUGGCCCGAAUUCCGCCGAAAAUACAAAAAAGAGCCAGAGAUCAAGGACGCGAAGCUUGCAGACAAGGACAAGGAGAAACUAUAUCGCGACCACAUCAAGCGCCUGGCCAUGCGCUCGUCGGACCUCAAAGCCGAUCUCACCGCGUUGCUGCGAGCACAGCCUCUGGCGCUGCUGAACCGAUCCACGACUAUCGACACGCUGCCUCCUCCCGUGCUCAGCGACCUCCGCUACAUCUCGCUCGCGCCAUCCACGCGCGAGCCGCUAAUUAAGACGUACAUUUCCACGCUGCCACGCGCACCCGAAGGCGCAGCUUACUCGGCCGAAGAAGAAGCAGAACGAGCAAAGAAGAUGGCCGAGCGAGAGCGCAGAGAGAAAGCCCUAGCAGACCGCGAGCGACGGGUACGAGAAGAGAAAAGAAGACAAGAGCGCGACCUGGCAUACGGCAAGGGCAGGUUACGAGAGGAGGAGGAAGAAAUCCAACGCGCGCUGCAUGUGGGGAAACACGGGCUCAAGGGCCUUUUGAAAGACGAGGACUAG